Molecule: messenger RNA, 1604 nt
Organism: Culicoides brevitarsis
Lineage: Eukaryota; Metazoa; Arthropoda; Insecta; Diptera; Ceratopogonidae
Product: solute carrier family 52, riboflavin transporter, member 3-A
Exons: 3
Coding region: 227-1525 (432 amino acids)
Biological process (GO): riboflavin transport
Cellular component (GO): plasma membrane
Molecular function (GO): riboflavin transmembrane transporter activity
Source: RefSeq, a predicted model, not a curated record
AUAUGCGUUUUCGAGCCCUGUAACCAAUGCACGAUGUCUUUGUUGCUAUUUAAUACCAAAAUUUUACGUCGUCGUUACAUCAGACUCGGAUCAAAGCGAAAGAGAGAGUAAAAACUUACAUCUUUGGUAACUACUUGCUCGUCGCUGUGAUAAGUAAUCCAUAUGAUCGCAAUAUCUCAAAUUACUGUUUAGUUUACAUUCCAAUCGUCUUUGUUCCUUCGACAUCAUGACAACAAAUUUAGUCAUUAGUACGCCAGAAAUGCCGCAAAAACGUCGAUAUUCCUUGGAUAUCCUCAUUUUGCUCUUCGGGAUCAGUUCGUGGCUGCUAAUUAACUCAACUUAUUUGCAAUUACCGCUUCUUGUGGAAAAAGCUCCCGAAGGAUGGUCUCUGGCGUCGUACAUUGUGAUCGUUAUUCAAGUUGGAAAUGUCAUGCCGUUACUUUAUAACAUCAUUCAAUCCAUUCAUCCGUUCAAGGAUUCAAUUUUCAUCACGAUUUUACUGCUGAUAGGCAUCACAGGAUCCGUUUUGUUCGGGUUUUAUUAUGACACGACGACACAUUUGCUUGGAGAAGAUCGCAGUGUGGCAAUGCUGAUCAUCGUUUUCACCUUUGCGCUUGUUGGAUGUACGAGUUCCGUGCUUUUUAUGCCUUAUAUGGGUCGAUUUCAGGAAAUUUAUUUGAUCACGUAUCUGGUUGGCGAAGGUUUGAGUGGUUUGGUGCCGAGUUUAUUGGCGCUCGGACAAGGCGUUGGCGGAAAUACCGUUUGUCGAGUGAAUAAUGAGACUGAAAGUGGCUUCGAAUAUUACACGCCGCCGCCGCGAUUCAGUAUUCAGACCUUUUUUGCGGCAAUUGCGAGUAUUUUCAUCGUUUGCACCAUCGCCUUUGUGCUAAUCGAUCGCUUGCCAACGUUCAAGAAGCAAUAUUCGAAUGUCGAUAUCAAAAGCGGGAACGAUUAUACCUACAAAAAAGACGAAACGGACAGUGAAAUAAGUGACGACGUGAGAUUAAGUAAAUGGAAUUACGGUUACCUGAUGAUCCUGAUGGCAAUUAUUUGUUUUUUCACAAACGGAUUCUUCCCGAGUACCCAAACUUAUUCGGUAGCUCCGUAUGGAAAUCUCACUUACCAUUGGGCGAUCGUCAUGACAUCAAUUGCCAAUCCUGCGGGAUGUUUCGUAGCCUUUUUCCUGCCUCAUAAGGGUGUUCGUCAUAUUUCAAUUUUAACAACAAUAACAAGUGUGUUUGCCGCUUACGUUAUCGCGACAUCGGUGAUGAGCCCGCCGCCCAUGCACAACAUUCUCUUCGGACAAAUUGUUAUUGUCAUUUCCUGGACAUGUCUCACGGCACUCCAUAGUUAUGUGCGCCUGUCAAUCAAUGCGUCGUUCAGAAAUCAGGGAGGACGAUCACUUGUGUGGAUAGGCAGCUGUCAGCAAAUCGGGUCAUUGAUUGGGUCAAUUGUGGCGUUUUUAUUGAUACAGUAUACGACGACUUUCAAGCAGUAUGAUGUUUGUGCGAAUUUCAAGAGUUAGUCAAUUAUGUUAGGAUUUGUUAGAAAAUGAAUAAAUUUGUUAGAAAAAAUUAAUUAUCUUACAAUUUCAUCUAUUAUUG